Neltuma alba is the source of this 957-nucleotide messenger RNA. RefSeq lists its product as uncharacterized. The transcript is spliced from 2 exons. The record is from RefSeq and is a predicted model, not a curated record. Bases 1 to 957 code for a protein of 318 amino acids. NCBI's taxonomy places the organism in Eukaryota, Viridiplantae, Streptophyta, Magnoliopsida, Fabales, Fabaceae.
AUGGACAAUGAUAAGGGAAAAGCGACAUGGGAUCCUUACACGACAAAGAUUCCAAUCAAUGUUUGUGCCGAGCAAAUAGUGCACAAGGAACGACAAGGAACAUCAUUUACAAGGCCUGGUUGGGGAAAAAUUGAAAAGAACUUUCAAGAAAGGAGUGGGAGAAUGUAUGACAGAAGGCAAUUGAAGAAUAGAUUUGAUAUAUUGCGAAAAGAUUGGAAAUUGUGGGAUAAACUGAUGUCUGGAGAGACUGGGAUUGGUUAUGAUGUAGCCACAAAUAGGAUUUUAGCCUCCGAUGAGUGGUGGCAACGAAAAUUACUGGUUGACCCUAAUUUCAAGAAAUUUAGAUAUCAGGAGUUGAUGUUUGCAUCAAAGUUGCAGAAAAUAUUCAAAGAUGUUGUGGCUUCGGGAGAGUAUAUGUAUGCACUAUCAGCCUCACAGCCCCAGUCGACACUUGUGACACAGGCUGGUACAGAAGAGGAGGAGGAUGUUUAUAGAGUUGGCCUGGACCAACAGGAAGGGUCAGGGGACAGUGAAGAUGGAAAUUUUGGAGUUGACCCAACAGCCACUGCAGGAUUCACCGAUGACUUUGCCGGUUGCAACUUAAACACCCCUACGAGUACUGGACCAAGUGGCUCAGGAAGCUAUGGAAAGAGGAAGAGGGGUGAAACAUCUGAUGUAAAGAAGAAGAAAAAAGUUUCCGCGUCUACUAAAAUUUCUGAUAGUCUUAGUGUUAUAGCAGCUGCUUCUGACAAGCGAGCAGCGGCACUGGUUGAAGAUCCCCAAGUAGUUGACAAGGUUUUAGCACACCUGACUACCGUUGAGGAGCUUAAUGCAUGUGCCAAGAUGCUUACGCGGUUGAGGUGGGCUAGGCGAGCCUAUUUGGGGUUUAUGCAUGAUAGAAGGAAGUUGUUGGCGUGGUUAAUACCGGCAGCACAAGAUCCAGACACAUGGAAGUAG